AUAAAUUACAGUAUGCUGUCCAUGUAUUGUGUCAUCCAGUGCUUUCACAUGUUAUUAUAAUACAGAAACGGUGAGGGGUGAGCAGUGGUACUGUGUCUGACCGUCAUCUAGAUUGGCUAUCAGGAUCCACACAGACAUAAUCUAGAAACACUGAGCAAGUUGUCCUGAAUACCAUGGUGAUGUGCGUACAAGAUACAGGACUGUUAAGAGCGAGACAAGUCAACUGAUAGUAUAGUAUGUGACCCUACUCUGUACAGAACAUACUACGCAUAAGUACAUGCUUGUAGAUCCAGGUUAAAUGCAUCGGAUUUAUUCGUAGUCAAAUCCUUCACAGAUUGGCACAUCUCAAGCCUGCAUUUAUACAUACAGUACAAUGAACUAAAUGGCAAUAGAGAUAAGACAGAAUGAUACUGGAUACAUUUUAAAAUGGUGACUUUUAUAUCCGGCAAGCUAAAGUGGAACAAUUGUGCAUCAUAUCCGUCCAACCGAUACACACAGAAACGUCCCAUUGUUGACAGUGGACACACACACAGUAAAACCCACAUAUCUCAUUUCACUCUGCUCCAGGAACAGAGUACAGACAAUAUCCUAGGCACAAGGUGGACACACACACAGUAAAACCCACAUAUCUCAUUUCACUCUGCUCCAGGAACAGAGUACAGACAAUAUCCUAGGCACAAGGUGGACACAGUAAGGAAGAGAGUGGAACUUUCCAAGUUCCUCACCAAACCAGGUGAAAUUCAGACAUGGACAUGGAGUACUUGCCAUCCUACGAGAUGUCCUGGGGUACCUUGGGUACUGUAAGGCCCUUCCUUAACUUCCAUGCUAAGAGAGAUGCUCUGAGCAUUCAGGCUGCGCUGGAACAGAAAGAUGCACCUACUCUGAUAAAAAUCCUGACCAACCGCAGCAAUACUCAAAGACAAAUCAUCGCUCAGAUCUUCAAAACCAUCACUGAGAAGGAGCUGUCCUCUGGGCUGAAGAAGGCCCUGUCUGGGGAGUUGGAGAAUUUGCUGUUGGCCUUGCUGAUGACCCCACUGCAGUUUGAGGCCUAUCGUCUGAGACAAGCCAUGGAGGGCAUUGGCACAGAUGAGGAGGGUUUGCUAGAGAUUCUGUGCACCAGGUCACCCAAGGCGCUUGCCAACAUCACCUCCACCUACAAGGAGCAGUAUAAUAAGGAUCUGGAGACGGACCUGAAGGGGGAGACCAGUGGGGACUUUGCCAAACUCGUCCUGGCCUUACUCAAGAAGAAAAGGGUAGUAGGAAUGGUGCAAAGAGACACAGAGGCUCUCGCUGAAGCUAUCAAUCAGGCGAAGGCUGAUCCUGGACCAUGGAUCACCAUUCUGACUACCAGAGACUCUGAACAUCUUAACAAAGUGUUCGUCAAUUUGGAGAGUGAGAAGCAAGAGACAGUGGAUAAAGCAAUAGAGAAAGCAUUCAGUGGAGAUGUGAGACUUGGGCUGAAAACAUUGGUGCGUUGCAUACAGAGCCCAAACCUCUACCUGGCUCAGAGACUGGAGACCAUGAAGGCAGCCAUAGUCCAGGGGGUGAUGGUGUCCCACAGUGAGGAGGAUCUGCUGUGUGUGAGAGUGGCUUAUCUCAGACAGACGGGCACCUCACUCUAUACAGCCCUACAGAAACAAUUCAAAGGUGAUCACCUACAAGCACUGCUGGCUAUCUGUCGAUCUGAAGACUAAAGGAAUGAGUUUUGUGUACAAUUUCACAUUAGCUCAACCUACACAUUACUAUUCACAUUUGAGUAUUUACAGUAGACAGAUGUAGGAUCUUAAUUUGAGCCAGUUUGCUACAGCAGGAAAACAAUCCUGCAUCAACUGGAUAUGUGAAAUGUUAUGUGGAUUAUAAUUAAUACCAAAUAUUGUAGCGGUUGAUACAUUUUCGUAAGGAAAAUCAAGUCUGAAAUCAAGUGAAAAUUACAAACUUCAGAAGUCUUUUUAAACAUUACAUUCCCUGCAUUGCAGGAAAGUUCUCCUUCAACACGGGGAUCAAAUAAAGAUCCUACAUCUGUAUUGCUCUAUGUCUCAUUCCUGCACGGUAAUGCAAGAAAAUCAAACUUUGUCCUAUUGCUAAUGCUCAUAAUGUCUAAUGUUACAGUAAAGUCACACCUUCAAGUGUACUUUAAUUUGAAGUGUACUUCCAUACAUACUUUUAUGAAAAUAAAAAUUGGAUUACAAUGAA
Oncorhynchus masou masou (cherry salmon) is the source of this 2193-nucleotide messenger RNA. It is a transcript of the gene anxa14, whose product is annotated as annexin A14. Gene Ontology annotation, cellular component: vesicle; plasma membrane; cytoplasm. Lineage: Eukaryota; Metazoa; Chordata; Actinopteri; Salmoniformes; Salmonidae. Bases 747 to 1694 code for a protein of 315 amino acids. The transcript is spliced from 13 exons. The record is from RefSeq and is a predicted model, not a curated record. Gene Ontology annotation, molecular function: calcium-dependent phospholipid binding; protease binding; phosphatidylserine binding.